CGGCUGUCAAAGAUAGACCGUGACCAGAUGGGUGUAUAUGAAUACGACUGAGUUGAGGUCAGAUGGCAAACACAAGUGCGAAGAGAUAGAUCCGGCUUUCUUUAUUCCGUGUCAGGUACUUUUCAAGCAUUACAAAAAAGCACAAUCCCGUGACGAAGCUCCCCCGCAUCAAGUGCUCUGACGAUGGCUCCGAUAGCCGUUGAUUCUGAGUCCAAGGCUCUCCCAGUACAGGCUAAGCAGCAAUAUCCGACGCCCCUCAAGUAUUCGGGUUCGCUUGAUGCGUAUGAGUCCAUUGACAUCACGCCAGUCAUUGGAACGGAAUAUCCAACGGCAAACCUAGUGGAUUUCAUAAAUUCGCCCAACGCGGACACCCUCCUCCGAGACUUGGCCAUCAAGAUCUCUGAGCGUGGUGUGGUGUUCUUCCGCGCGCAAGACAACCUAACAAACGACAUCCAGAAGGCGCUUAUUCAUCGUCUAGGCCAACUGACGGGCAAGCCAUCGACAUCGACCCUACAUAUCCACCCAAUCCUCAACUCUGAACGUGAACUUGGCGGUUCGGACCCGGAAAUAUCUACCAUCUCCUCUGUGCAGCACAAGAAGUUCUACCGGAAGCCCGGCCCAGAGGAGCUGAGCCCCAAAAAGCAAGCCACCGCUCAGUGGCACUCGGACAUUGCAUUCGAACCCGUCCCCGCCGACUACACUAGCUUGCGACUCACGCAACUGCCUCGGACGGGGGGCGAUACUCUCUGGGCAUCUGGCUACGAGAUUUACGACCGCAUAUCAGAGCCAUACCAGAAGUUCCUGGAAACAUUGACGGCUACAUUUGCGCAGCCAGGUUUCAAUGAGAUCGCCAAACGCUCCGGCUUUGAAGUGUACGACAAGCCGCGUGGAGCUCCAGAGAACGUUGGUUCCGAGCUGAAGGCCAUUCAUCCAGUUGUUCGGACGAACCCAGUGACCGGUUGGAAGAGCAUCUUCCCAGUUGGUGGACACGUCAAACAUAUCAACGGUUUGACGCAAGAAGAAAGCCAAAGGCUCCUGGACUGGUUUCUGGAUCUUGUGUAUAAGAACCAUGACUUGCAGGUGCGGUUCAAGUGGAAAAAUGUAAACGACAUUGCAAUCUGGGAUAACAGAUCAGUAUUCCACACCGCGACGUUCGACUACGACCUCGAAGGAGAACGGUUCGGCAACCGUGCCGUCGGUCUGGGCGAACGGCCGUACUUAGACCCGAACAGCACAUCGCGUCGUGUUGCUCUCGGACAGAUCGCUGCCGAGUUCGUGGGGGAUGGACUUCCAAACAUACCCUCAAAGGAAGAUGACAUCCAAGCAUGAAGGUAUAGCCGCUCAGAUAGCCACCUCCCCAAAUCAUGCUUCUGGUAGGUGGUGUCCGUAGGAAUUAUAAUGCAAAAAACCACUUCGUGGAAACUUGACAGCCAUC
Messenger RNA from Verruconis gallopava, 1435 nucleotides. RefSeq lists its product as uncharacterized. Gene Ontology annotation, molecular function: 2-oxoglutarate-dependent dioxygenase activity. NCBI's taxonomy places the organism in Eukaryota, Fungi, Ascomycota, Dothideomycetes, Venturiales, Sympoventuriaceae. Bases 184 to 1329 code for a protein of 381 amino acids. Gene Ontology annotation, cellular component: cytoplasm. The transcript has 2 exons. The record is from RefSeq and is a predicted model, not a curated record.